This is a messenger RNA of Penicillium antarcticum, 561 nucleotides long. RefSeq lists its product as uncharacterized. Gene Ontology annotation, biological process: protein N-linked glycosylation; cellular response to oxidative stress. The record is from RefSeq and is a predicted model, not a curated record. The transcript has 4 exons. The coding region runs from base 1 to 561 and encodes 186 amino acids. Gene Ontology annotation, cellular component: endoplasmic reticulum membrane. Lineage: Eukaryota; Fungi; Ascomycota; Eurotiomycetes; Eurotiales; Aspergillaceae.
AUGGGACGGGAGGGGUGGGCGGCGGCGAUUGUUGGUAGUGUUGGACAAGAAUGGGAUGUCGAGAGGAGAUUUCGUGUGACGGAGGUUGCUUUGGCUAUUAUGUGGUGCUGCGCAUCUGCAUAUCUUUCAUAUUUCUUCGCAGACUGCAUGAUGUCUCGAUGGCUUCUAAACUACACUCCGCCAGCGGUUGUGAUCCGUCUCUUAACAACAAACGGCCUCAUAGCAUACAUAACAUCCUGGGUACUCUACUUAUCCGGCGCAUCCUCAGACCCGCGACUACUCCUACCAGCCUGGAUAUCCAUAACAACUUCCCUAACAUUCGUCUACCACGCAACCCAAAACCACGCCACAAUAAAACGAGAAACAGCAGCAUCCCUACUAGUUGUCUCAGUAGCAAGUUUCCUAAGCAUGUCCUCACUCCUCAUGCAACUCCACCUAACGCGCGAAAACGAACCCGAAGUCCCCGUCUUCGUUAUCACGCGCAAGCUAUGGGAUUGGGCCGUUGCAAUCUUCCUGCGUAUGCGCAUUGCAGAUGAGAGGGUUGUUGUUGGGGAAUUGUAG